AUGCCCAAAAAGCGGACAUACAACUUCAAACCACUCCAAGGCUCUUCGUCGAAACCCUUUGCAGCACAACAUGGGCAUGAACCGACAAGUACCGUCAACGAACGCCUCAGCGAGCUGCGCAAAGUUGAGGCCAAAGAUGCCGAAGCGAAGAAACGACAACUAGCCGAGUCCGUGGCUCAGAGGUCAGUGCCGCCUGCAGUCCGCGAUAUCCUGGGCUUCCUUGCCUCUGCUCCGCCCAAGCCCAAGGCGAAUUUGAGGAUGCGGGAGAGGGAGAGGAGGCGAACACCUGGUCCCGCUCCUCCGAAGAGCUGGCUGGCGGGGGGUGGUUGUCGUCAGUCUUUGAGGCUUCAUCAGAAAGCUGAUGCCGCUGGGCGCAGGAGGUCGAUGCCGUUGUUAAGAUUCGCCCGUCUCGCGGGUCUGGAAGACGAUGCCGUCGAUGAAAGACCAUCGACCCUCAGCCAUCUCGCUCUGAAGUCUCUUGCCGAAGCAUGGGAUCUGCUGGAACCGGCGGACCACGCCCUCCUGGUGGACGUACCGUUACGACUCCGGCUGAGACUUAUAUCUUAUGUCGGGGGUAUGGGUUCCACGAUCGAUGCCUCUACCUUGCAGAUACUCCUCCAGGGCAGCGAUCCGGUAACGUGUCUCGAUCUUGCUGGCCUGCUUGGGCAGCGCAAUCUCAGCGUGAGACGGUUAAGCAAGCUGCUCGAAUCUAUGCAAUUGCCCUCGGCCGCCGAAGACACUAAAGACGCCAUCGUCGAGUCCUGGGACAUUGCCGAAUCCUUUCAAUCGGCGCUGACACUGGGCCUUCCGACUGCAAGAUUCGCCAAUCUAACACAUCUCUGUCUAUCCCACCCCAACCCAACAGUCUCAUGGCGAGACCUCCUGCACCUCUCAAAAUCGAUCCCUCAAAUCACCCACCUCUCACUAGCAUAUUGGCCCCGUCCAACACUAACCCCAAAUCUCUCCACCACCAUCGUGGCAAGCCAACACAGUCCCGAUGUCACGGCCGGCGGCUCGCACUACUACUCCAACCUCGACGACGACCUGAGCGAGCCCACUUCACUUCUCCGCCAACUAAGCACCCACCUUCUCUGUCUGCAGUGGCUCGACGUCGAAGGCUGUGAAGACUGGGCACCGGCGCUGGGGAGAUUGGCGUCCUCCUCCGACGAUGUGCAAGUAGUCUUCGCUGGAGACGACGAGUGGUCAACGUCCACGAGGCACACCCCCACGCCCUGCGUUUUCACCUCCAACUGGAAGAACCUACACUACGUCCGCUGCACUCAAGGCUGGGUGCCGACGUUGGCAGGCAUAAGCGGACAAGCGGAGCGCACACGCGGCUCCGGCAUCAUCGACAUGGUGAUAGUCCAGGACGUGAUGAAAUAUCUCGGCGACAUCGCAGCGGACAACAACGUGCUUGCCGGUGGCAUCGAUGCUGGGAGUUCAUACCCGACAAACUGGGAUACGCAGCUGGAUACGGAGAAGAAGAGGGCGCGCAUCUGGUUGGAGAGGGAGUGUCGGCUGACGUAUGCGUGUAUGCAGAUUCACACUGCGCGGCGGGCGCGCGGGUUGAAGGGGGUGGAGAUGGAUCUGGGGUGGAUUCGACGACAUAGUCCGCCCAAGAUCAACAGAUAG
This is a messenger RNA of Neohortaea acidophila, 1632 nucleotides long. RefSeq lists its product as uncharacterized. Lineage: Eukaryota; Fungi; Ascomycota; Dothideomycetes; Mycosphaerellales; Teratosphaeriaceae. The record is from RefSeq and is a predicted model, not a curated record. The coding region runs from base 1 to 1632 and encodes 543 amino acids. The transcript has a single exon.